AUGGAUUCUUCGAAUAGUGGAGUUCCACCGGGGUUCCGGUUCCAUCCGACGGAUGAAGAGCUCCUUCACUACUAUCUUAAGAAGAAGAUUUCAUUCCAGAAGUUUGAUUUGGAGGUGAUUAGGGAGGUGGAUUUGAAUAAGAUGGAACCAUGGGAUUUGCAAGAGAGAUGUAGGAUAGGAUCUGCUCCACAGAACGAGUGGUACUUCUUCAGUCACAAGGACAGGAAAUACCCAACCGGUUCAAGGACGAAUAGAGCCACAAAUGCAGGGUUUUGGAAGGCAACUGGGAGAGAUAAAUGCAUCAGGAACAGCUACAAGAAGAUUGGUAUGAGAAAAACCCUAGUCUUCUACAGAGGGAGAGCUCCCCAUGGCCAAAAGACUGACUGGAUUAUGCAUGAGUACCGGCUUGAAGACAGCGAUGAUCCUCAAGGCAACCUCAAUGAGGAUGGCUGGGUAGUUUGCCGAGUUUUCAAGAAGAAGCACUUAUUCAAAAUUGAAAAUGGUGGUGGCGGUGGCGGUGGCGGUGGUCUUUACUCAUCAUAUCACCAACUCAACAACACAUUGAGUUCCAACCAGCCUGGUACCCUCACUCUCAGAGACACUGAGUACCUCCAUCGACAACACAUUCAUGGCCUUGCCCUUCACUACUCCCACAUCCCAGCUGCUCCUCCUUACUCCAAUAUGCAACCUCAACCCAUUCUCCAUGACUUCUCCACUCUUCUUCCUUCAGACACUACAAACAACCCAUCAAUGGUCAAGAACCUCUUGUCAAACCAGAGAGAUUGCGACAGCGGUGGUGGCAGCGAGAGCCUCGGGGCCGGGCAAGUACAUUAUCAACCUCAUCAUCAAGCCUGUGAAGCAGGUCUAGAGGUUGGAACAUGCGAAGCAACUCAACAACACAUGGUGGGAGGAAGAGAUCAGGAGGGCAUCAAUGACUGGGCCAUGCUAGUAAAUUCCCAUCUUGGUCAAGAGGAUUCCUCCAAAGAAGUGAGGUUUGGGGAUGCAAAUCCUACAUCAGUACACCAAAUCAAUCAGCUUUCACUCCGCGGAGAGAUGAUGGACUUUUGGGGUUAUGGGAAGUAGAAAUAAUGGACUUUUGGAUGUAAACCAAUCCAAAACUAUUUCUUAAAAUUUAUCAAGAAUUUGUUGGUCUAUUAAUAUUUGUUCUUAGAUGUGAUUAAUGAACUAUUGUUGGUGAGAAAAGAAGUAAAACUAAUGUGGGUUUAAGCUUCUUUUCCCAUGCC
This is a messenger RNA of Telopea speciosissima, 1244 nucleotides long. RefSeq names its product protein BEARSKIN2-like. Bases 1 to 1083 code for a protein of 360 amino acids. Lineage: Eukaryota; Viridiplantae; Streptophyta; Magnoliopsida; Proteales; Proteaceae. The transcript is spliced from 3 exons. Gene Ontology annotation, molecular function: DNA binding. Gene Ontology annotation, biological process: regulation of DNA-templated transcription. The record is from RefSeq and is a predicted model, not a curated record.